AUGCGCUCCCUCUACGGUAUGCGAGGUCUCGAGGUCUGCGCCAGCAGCCAUCCUUCUAAUCCCUCAUGCCUCUGCAAAAGCCCUUCUACCUAUACCCCUCACAAGAACACUUUCGCGAUCGGAGCCACCGAUCUAGAACACAAGUUUGCGGCAAUCUUCGAGGAUGAACUUUAUGAUAAUAUUGGACUCAACGUUCUACGGCUCGGUUUUGAUGUUGAGCGUCUCGAGAACCCGAUUACUAUUCACAUUGUUGUGGCCGAUGAAGCCCUUUCCGAGGAUGCUGCCUGCAACAUUAUCUCAAUGAUCCUUAAAGUUAUGAUGGUAGUAGGCCUCGAUUCGAGCGAAAAAGAUUCGAUCUACGUUAAUGUCUGCCGCGCAUCCCGAUCUGAUAUCGACUCGUGCUCCGUCCUUAACAGAAACCUCGAUGUCUACAACUCUCCCACCCGGCUACUAUACUCAUUAAUCGGCCCCAUAGAUAUCAAUUCUGUGGGUACCCUCUCUGGAUACAUCUAGUAUUGCGAUAAGGAUGGCCG
Molecule: messenger RNA, 533 nt
Organism: Mollisia scopiformis
Lineage: Eukaryota; Fungi; Ascomycota; Leotiomycetes; Helotiales; Mollisiaceae
Exons: 3
Coding region: 1-513 (170 amino acids)
Source: RefSeq, a predicted model, not a curated record